Sardina pilchardus (European sardine) is the source of this 1929-nucleotide messenger RNA. Its product is annotated as caspase-7-like. The transcript is spliced from 4 exons. Lineage: Eukaryota; Metazoa; Chordata; Actinopteri; Clupeiformes; Clupeidae. Gene Ontology annotation, biological process: proteolysis. The record is from RefSeq and is a predicted model, not a curated record. Gene Ontology annotation, molecular function: cysteine-type endopeptidase activity. The coding region runs from base 153 to 989 and encodes 278 amino acids.
UGACUUGUGUGUGUGUAAUUUUGCACAUCAGUUCUUGCUUGAUCCUUGGGAGCCAGGCAAAGCUUUUGUCAGCUCUUUUGCUUUGAUUGAUUGACUGUGCAGUGAUUUUCCGCAGUGAAAUUCUAUCUUUUUACCAUCAUCUGAAGCACAUCAUGAGUUUUGGUGAGAAAGCCAGAGGAAGCAUCAAAGUCUGCAACAGGGCUGUGGUGGUGUCUGUUAAAAACUUUCAUCGUGGAGUUGAGUUGGAAAGGCGGUGUGGAGUCAGUAUGGACAACCUGCGGCUUGAAAGAUGCCUGACCAAGUUUGGUUUCACCGUGGAGAAGCAUGAAGACCUGACUGCACAAGAGAUCUACAAACUAUUUAAAACAGAGAGCAAAAAGACUGUUGGCAACUGCUUCAUUGGCAUCAUUUCAACACAUGGAGAGGAAGGGGUGAUCUUUGGGGCAGAUGGCAAUCGCGUGACACUCUCUCGGAUCUUUGGGUUUUUUGAUAACCCCACCAUGGUUAAUAAGACAAAGCUUUUUCUUGUGCAGGCUUGUCGAGGCGACAUGUUAGACAGUGGAGUUGAAAUAGAGACAGACUCAGUCUCUGUUUCAGAUGAAGAUGAUAAUCUCUCAGACUACCUCUCCAUUCCUAUCAACACAGCUGUCAUGUAUGCAACAGCUCCAGGUUACAGCGCCUUUAAGAAACCAUCAGGCUCAGUCUUCAUCCAGACUCUCUGUGACCUUCUGGAAGAGGACGGAGGUCGUGACCUGGAGAUAACUCGCCUCAUGACUCGCCUAAACUACCAGGUCGCCUACCACUUCCAGGCAAGUGGAGGGGGCCUGAAAGGCAAGAAGGCGAUGCCAUGCUUUGCCACGCGCCUCACCGAAGAGGUGUGGCCCUUCAGAGACUCGGAGAGGAGCACUGAGGAGCCGAGUGGAAAACUUGCAACCACAACAGCACGGGUGGAGGGAUCUCGCAAACCACGCAAGCGCUCCAUCAGCUAAAGGAACACGCUGAUAAUACUUUGAUUGAUUUGGGUUGCAUUUUCAAUGUCUUCUUUUCAGCUCUUUCCAGGGACCUUUAUGCGCUUCGAUGUCAGUAGAGAAGGUUCUCUGUACCGUAUAGACAUACUGUAGCUGCACACACAUGCAACUUCAUGUUUCACAACUUCUUUUGUUUGAUUUAUAUUCAGAACAUUUUCUGUAUGCAUUAUGUAUUUAUAUCUGUAUGUUUUUUUGUAUAUUUGGAGUCAACACCAAAUUCUCCAUUUUAUGGAGAAAUCAAUUGACAAUAUCAUAUUUUUACAGUAUGUUUUGUUUUACAUAAUUUUGUAUAUAGUUGUACAUACUUUUGGAACAUAUAUUUGUGUUGGCCAUUAGUCAUUAGUGGAGUAAAUGGGGCUCUCACCAAACUGAAAAGCUGAAAGUCAGAGUGUGAGGGGGUAGCCUCAGCUUCGUCUUCGAUGAGUAAAGGUUUUCAAGAGUGGGGAGUCAGGAGUUUCCAGCUCACUGUCAGCCUCAUCCUCUGACCAGGAAGGAAGUUAGAAGAUGAGGUCUUGGACUUUCCCUUCAGAGCCAGUGAAUAACUAAAGCACCCUGUGUGGUCUGUAGAGCUUAUGACACCUUGUACUCACCUUUGGUGGCAUCUCUGGCUAAGCAAUGGAUUCCACUCCAGGGUAAUUAAAUCAAAUCAGGCAAUCCAUGGCCUAAGAAAUGAACCAUUAAUUACAACAUAAAUUAAAGACAUGAUUCUGAGGCAACCACUCACAUCUGUAGCCUGAGCAUACAAACCAAUAGGUAUCAUAUCAAUCAAUUAAUGAUGGUACACCAACAGUGGAAAUUAUGUGACUUAUAGGUUUCUGCUAUGUCUGUUCAUACCAUGGAAUCCUGAUUAAACCUAGGUUAAGUUUUAAAUAUACAUGAACAAGUUUUAAAUGUUCCAUGU